CGGUGAGAGCGCCAACGGAGCCAUGAGAGAGUACAAAGUGGUGGUGCUGGGCUCAGGCGGCGUGGGCAAGUCUGCGCUCACGGUACAGUUCGUGACGGGCUCCUUCAUCGAGAAGUACGACCCCACGAUCGAGGACUUCUACCGCAAGGAGAUCGAGGUGGACUCGUCGCCGUCGGUGCUGGAGAUCCUGGACACGGCGGGCACCGAGCAAUUCGCGUCCAUGCGGGACCUGUACAUCAAGAACGGCCAGGGCUUCAUCCUGGUCUACAGCCUUGUCAACCAGCAGAGCUUCCAGGACAUCAAGCCCAUGCGGGACCAGAUCAUCCGCGUGAAGCGGUACGAGCGCGUGCCCAUGAUCCUGGUGGGUAACAAGGUGGACCUGGAAGGCGAGCGCGAGGUCUCUUAUGGCGAGGGCAAGGCCCUGGCCGAGGAGUGGAGCUGCCCCUUCAUGGAGACCUCAGCCAAAAACAAAGCCUCGGUGGACGAGCUGUUUGCCGAGAUCGUGCGGCAGAUGAACUACGCGGCGCAGCCCAACGGCGACGGGGGCUGCUGCUCGGCCUGCGUGAUCCUCUAGGUGCUCGGGGCUCAGCGCGCCGGCCGCGCUCGCACUGCGCACAAAAGCCAAACGCACCCGACUGUCUAAAUGUGAUUUCUCUUCUUGCUUUGAGAUUGGAAAUGACUUUGCAUUGGCCGGGGUGGCCAGGGAGCCCUGCUGGCUUUCCUGGCCGGCGUCCCCUGCAUCCCCCUCGUGCCAGAGGAGGUGUCCCGUCCCGACCUUCCGAGACCCCAUGGAAAUGUGGCUCUUUGCAGCAUGUACGUUUCUCAUUGAUUUUGGUUGACGCAUAUUUCCCCGUUUAAGUAGCCGUUAGGGCGCUAUAUUGGCUUCUUGACACCGGCCAGCGAAAGUUUCAGCCUGGAAGAAAA
Molecule: messenger RNA, 924 nt
Organism: Condylura cristata (star-nosed mole)
Lineage: Eukaryota; Metazoa; Chordata; Mammalia; Eulipotyphla; Talpidae
Gene: RAP2B
Product: RAP2B, member of RAS oncogene family
Exons: 1
Coding region: 23-574 (183 amino acids)
Biological process (GO): Rap protein signal transduction; negative regulation of cell migration
Cellular component (GO): plasma membrane
Molecular function (GO): GDP binding; GTP binding; GTPase activity
Source: RefSeq, a predicted model, not a curated record